GUGUUCAGUUGAGCUCGUUCGUAUAUUGUACCGCUGAGCAUUUCUUGUGGAAAUCUUGAGACAAGACAACGAGAAGUCUGCAUAGAUACAGUCUACGGUUGAAAACUUUGACGGGUUGGGCGCCCUCACCCACAGCACCCCACCAUGCCUCUUGUUACCAGGAACAUAGAGCCGCGGCACGUCUGUCGCCAGACCCUCCCCUCCACCAUCCGUAGUGAACUGGAAUGUGUCACCAAUAUCAGCCUGGCUAACAUCAUCCGCCAGCUGGGCAGCCUCAGUAAAUAUGCAGAGGAUGUGUUCGGGGAGCUCUUUGUCCAAGCUGGAGCAUUUGCAAUCAGAGUAAAUACACUGGGAGAAAGAGUGGACCGUCUGCAGGUUAAAGUCACCCAGCUGGACCCCAAAGAAGAGGAGGUCUCUUUGCAGGCCAUCACCACCCGUAAGGCUUUCCGCAGCAGUAUAACCCAGGAUCAGCAGCUGUUCACGAGGCCAUCUCUGCCCAUGCCUGUGCAGGACACCUACAUUACCUGCAACCCUCCCCCACCACUGAACCACCUCAGCCAAUACCGAGAUGAUGGAAAAGAAGCCUUGAAGUUUUACACCAACCCCUCCUACUUCUUUGACCUGUGGAAGGAGAAGAUGCUGCAGGACACCAAGGACAUCAUGAAGGAGAAACGCAAGCACAGAAAGGAGAAGAAAGACCACCUGAAUCAACGGACGCUCAACCCACGAAAAAUCAAGACCAGGAAGGAGGAGUGGGAGCGCCGAAAGAUGGGGGAGGAAUUUGUGGUGCCAAAGAAUGAAUUGAUGAAUUCCUCUGAGGGUCUGAAUGGCAGUAUCGGAUCUGGAGAAGGCUUCCAAUCUGAAGGCCUUGAGCAGAGUACCGGCUCCUACUCAUAUGAUCCCGGUUCUCCUCUCUCUCCUCCUGGCGGUGAUGACUUCCUGCCUCCUCCACCUCCAGACAUGGCGUAUAAUGACGGACAGUAUGGAGCACCUGCCCCAAAGCGUGUCAGCAUGCUGAGCCCAAGCCACCCACCUCCUGCUCCACCCAUGGCCUCUUCUCCACCCAACUCUCGUCCCAACCUAGCUCCUCCUGCUCCUCCUCCCCCUCCUCCACCCUCUGGCUUCGGGGUUCCUCCUCCACCCCCUGGCUUUGACACCGCACCAUCCCCUCCCCCACCUCCUUCCGCCUAUCCUUCCCCACCUGCUCCUCCUCCUCCACCUAAUAUGAGCACUGCUGGUCCUCCUCCUCCACCUCCUGUACCUGUAGGUGGUGGUCCACCUCCACCUCCUCCACCUCCGCCUCCCCCUGGCCCUCCUCCUUCAUCCUUUAACAACCCUGCUCCUCCUGCUCCUCCUCCCUCUGGUGGAGGCAGCUCUGCUCCCAAACCUCAGCCGGAGCCUGCUGGUGAUGCACGCAGUGAUCUACUGCAGGCUAUUCGACAAGGUUUCAACCUGCGUAAGGUGGAGGCCCAGAGAGAGCAGGAGAAGAGGGAACACUUUGGAAACGACGUGGCCGCUAUCCUGUCCCGCCGUAUCGCCGUGGAGUGCAGCGACAGCGAGGAUGACUCUUCAGAGUUUGAUGAUGAUGAGUGGUCCGAUUGAUCUUCAUCUCUUUCCACCUUCACUACCACCUUUGUAUCUUUCCUCAGCUGUAAAUGUCAUCCAUGUAUUUCUGUUCGUAUCACACUCUUCUGUAGCUCUUCACUCGUCACGGAGCAGAGGUGCACAGCGUGCAGGUGUGUCAGGUUUUGGGUGUAUGAGCACAAUGUGUGGUACUAAUCACAUUCCUUAACCCGUCUAUUAAUAUUUUAACUCAAACUAUGAGAUCAGAAGAUUGAGUGUGACUGUGCAUGGCUCUGAGUCAAUUUGGAGUAACUUUUUUUUAGAUGACACAUCGCUGUAAUGGAUGAGUGUUGUGAUGUGAUGCACGUCUCUCUGAGACCGUGCGUAAGCACACCACAUCUUUCUUUAUGUAAGUGUUCCUCAGACUCAGAUACCUGCAGGAACUGCUAAAUGACUGCUCUUUAUCUGAUCUAGUUAUUAUACCAAGCACAAGAGAGAGGGAACACACUCACAUAACGUCUUCCAUAUUGUAUGAACUCAGUUGUAAUGUCAGAGUCUUCCUGCUCAUUCAUAGAUUAUAUGAUAAAGAUGUAAAGUUUAUAUUGCUUAUUGAACCGUAUCUACUAAAGACAAUUAAUGCAAUCCCUUUGUAUGCCUUUAGAGCUUUUUUAAUCACUCUUUCUUUACUUAUUAUUCAGUUGUCAUGGGAACAAUUGACUUGUGGAUGAGAUAUUGUCAUAGCUUUUUAACAAAUUAAUGAAUGAAUAAUUUAGUGUGAUACUGGCUCAUUGCAGACACCUGGGGUGUUUGGUGAGAUCAUACCGAAACAUAUGCAGACAACAACAACAAAUAUCCUGAUUCUUUUUCUCUGGGUCUCAGCUCUAUUUUGUAUUUCAUUUGUUUUUGUAUUUUUGUUGCUCCUCUUUGUGGGAUAAACUAGUGCUUUAGCCACUGUGCUUUGUCUAAUCAGGCAGAUUUUUGCCUUUACCUGCAUGAUAAGUGCCUUUUUUGUACUGCAUUUCAGUGUCAGUGAAGGUUUGUUUUACCUGGUCUUCCAUGAAUAUUAACAGCUGCCAUUCAGGAGUCAAAUGUGGAAGUGACUGAUGUUUAGUGUGGACUAGAGAUGUAACAGUAUCUUUAAUUUCACGGUAUCAUGGUGACGGAAGAGUCUCAAUACCGUCACAGACUUGAUGGUUUCAAAUGAUAGGUCCUCAGGGUGAAAAGUUGAGUUUUUUUAGAAGGUGAAGAGUGAAGGGAAGUGGGAACUACAGUUAUCAUGAGCCUGUGCUCAAAAGAUCGAUAUGGCAGUGUAUCAUCACACACACCUUGCUGAUACACAUAUCUAUAUAGAUUUUACAGAAUCAAUACGUCGUAUAUGCUUUGACAGCAGUUUUAUAUCAGACAUCCUUUUGUGCUGCAGUUAACAAAAAAGCCAGCAGAUGGCAGCAGUCAUAUAACUGCAAGAUGCAACCCCAGUGCAUGUCACAUGCAAAUGGUGGAUCCUACGAGGGGAACUGGGUGAGAUUCAGUCAGGACCACUUUGUGGUUUAUGAAUUUUCUCUUUUAAGCAGUUAUUAAUUGGCACUUAUACUGUUAUGUAUGUUUGGCAGUCUGACUGUUCUGGGAUCCCCUGCCCUUCCACAAGCCUUCAUGGAAAGCAGGAACAGCACACAUUCCUGCCUACAAGGAAAGCCUGAGGCAGGGAGAGAGGCAGCCAAAAGGGUGGAAUUGGCACUGAUUAAGUCAGAAGCAGAAUGAAGGAGGAGCUGGGGUAGAGGAGGGUUGCAAGAGCAGCUUGCAGAGAGAGCAGCAGAGCAUAGCCAGGUAAGAGCAGUUUAAAUGUGGCAGCAUGAAACCGAUUAGCCAAUAGCAGGCUUAGCGCAAAUCAGCUGGCUGUCAGCGGAUGAGGGCUUGCAUGAGAUCAGCUGAUCUCAGUUAUGGCAGUGCUUGACUCCAUGGCCUGCCUGAACUACUUAAAUCUGACACUGCCAGACUGACACCCUUGAUAGGGAAUACAAGUAACAUGAGGUGUCACAAGUCCUCACCCCUGAGAAGGUUUGCAGAUGUAAGGAGCAGAAUCUGGCCAGGCCAAAGACUCUCAAGGAAACAGACUCUUCACAAUCCCACUUCCCUACAACAGCAUGAGGGCUCACAAUGUGUAUUGGUGAUUAUAUCACCAAAAACCUACAGCUAUUUUCAGUCCAGUGCAUACCUACGGCACUUUUUUGCACAUAUUCUAAUAUCCAGAGUGCAAUUGUUUGACAAAUGCCAAAGUCACUUUUUUCAAGUCUUUAUAUGUUGUUUUUUGGCUUUUUUGAUACCACGAUAUUACCAAACCGUUACAUUUUGAUACUGUUUCAUCCCUAGUGUGGACCACAUUAUUUUCAAGUGCCUUUUAUUUUGUAUGUGCCUUUGUGAAAACACAAUCACAGCAUGCUUAGCCAACAUUCUGUCUCUCCUGCCUUGAAUUUCCAAAUGAUUAUAUUAAAUUCAAUAAAGACAGUGAAUGCA
Molecule: messenger RNA, 4074 nt
Organism: Cheilinus undulatus (humphead wrasse)
Lineage: Eukaryota; Metazoa; Chordata; Actinopteri; Labriformes; Labridae
Gene: wasf2
Product: WASP family member 2
Exons: 9
Coding region: 145-1602 (485 amino acids)
Biological process (GO): positive regulation of Arp2/3 complex-mediated actin nucleation; actin cytoskeleton organization
Cellular component (GO): cytoskeleton
Molecular function (GO): protein kinase A regulatory subunit binding; Arp2/3 complex binding; actin binding
Source: RefSeq, a predicted model, not a curated record